Messenger RNA from Pieris macdunnoughi, 783 nucleotides. Lineage: Eukaryota; Metazoa; Arthropoda; Insecta; Lepidoptera; Pieridae. The record is from the annotation of a GenBank genome assembly.
AUGAAAUCUCAGUUCAGCUUUGAUUUCAAAGCUUUACAACUAAAGAUAACUGAUGCAUCUACGAAUCCUCACAUGGUAUAUAUAAAGGAACAUUUAGUGAGAGAUCAUACAGCAGACAAACCUUCGGGUCGUACAUUAUUUAUUGUGAAUGUACCACCAUAUGUUGACGAACAAAGCAUUACCAAUGCUUUCAAAGAAGCUGGAACUAUUCAAUCUGUCCACUUUUCUGAAAAACCUAACACAAUUAAUUCCAACACUGAAAAAUUUACAGUGGACCCAUGUAAGCCUUCUUUCAGAGUUUGUUACUUAGUAUUUAAAAAAGUCGCUUAUUUGCAGAAUGCUUUAAAAUUAAAGGAGCUACAACCAAUGAACUUAGAUGCACAUAUUGUUCUAGGAAUAAAUAAGUUCAUACAUGAGCAUAAUGAAUCAGUUUUUAAGCCCAUGGAACUUAAAAAUAGAAUUGAGAUAUUUAUGAAAAGGUGUGAUGAGAAAAUUAAGAAAGAAAUAGAGAAGGAAAAGCAAUUGGAACAAGAAGAUGAUGAAGGUUGGAUCACAGUUACCAAGAGAAGUAAGGUUCAAAGCUUUGCUCGUACUGAAAAAGUUGAAAACAAAAUAAUGGCUAAAGAGAAAAAAAGUAAAAAAAAGAAAGAAUUAACCAAUUUCUACACUUUUCAAAUAAGAGAGUCUAAAAUGAAACACAUUGUUUCAUUAAGACAGAAGUUUGAUGAAGAUAAAAAGAAGAUUGCACAAAUAAAACAAAGUAGAAGAUUUAAGCCAUUCUAA